Messenger RNA from Trematosphaeria pertusa, 411 nucleotides. RefSeq names its product hydroxyisourate hydrolase. NCBI's taxonomy places the organism in Eukaryota, Fungi, Ascomycota, Dothideomycetes, Pleosporales, Trematosphaeriaceae. The record is from RefSeq and is a predicted model, not a curated record. Gene Ontology annotation, molecular function: hydroxyisourate hydrolase activity. Gene Ontology annotation, biological process: purine nucleobase metabolic process. Bases 1 to 411 code for a protein of 136 amino acids. The transcript has a single exon.
AUGGCAACCGAAAAGAAACCCCCCAUCACCUGCCACGUCCUCGACACCACGCUCGGCCGCCCCGCCGCCUCGAUCCCCGUAACCCUCACGCUGCACAACCCGCCCUCGUCGCUCUCCUCGCCGCUCGUCUUCGCCGCCACCACAAACGCCGACGGCCGCGUCACCUCCUGGACGCCCAGCUCGCCCUUCAGCGCCGAUUCCCUAGAUCUUAUCUUCAAACGCGAGGGCGACCAGCAGUAUAGUCUGAGCUUUGAUACUGAGGAGUACUUUGGGAGUAGGGGCGUGAAGACUUUUUUCCCGGAGGUCCAGGUCAAGUUUGUGGUUAGGCAGGCGGAUGGGGGCAAGGAGCAGCAUUAUCAUGUGCCCGUGCUGUUGGGGCCGUUUGGGUAUACGACGUAUAGGGGGUCGUAG